Ilyonectria robusta is the source of this 1319-nucleotide messenger RNA. RefSeq lists its product as uncharacterized. Bases 28 to 1209 code for a protein of 393 amino acids. The record is from RefSeq and is a predicted model, not a curated record. The transcript has 2 exons. NCBI's taxonomy places the organism in Eukaryota, Fungi, Ascomycota, Sordariomycetes, Hypocreales, Nectriaceae.
GUCAGCGAAAGCAUACACCGGCCUGUAAUGGACCCCCUUACAAUUGCAACUGGCGUCGUAAGCUUAAUCGUGGGCUGUUUCAAGGGUCUGGAUCUCGUCUCUCAAUAUGCCACCGAGGUGAAGCAAGCCGAGCUGAAGGCCCUCGAGCUUCGAAUAGAGUGCAGCACUAUUCAGCUCGCCCUUCGCAGGCUUCGCAACCAGAUCCAGCGUUCAAAUCCAUUGUCGGAAGAUGAAGAAGAGUUUCGCGACAUUUUCAAGUCUUGCAACUUGGUAUUUGGGCUCCUGUACAAGGGACUCGAGCCGGUCCUGCGAGCAAAUGAGGCUGGUGAGAAAGGCCGAGCCAGCCUCCGGUCCCGAAUUGCCGGGCUGAGAUAUGGACAUGACGCGGCUAGCUUGCUGAACGCAAUGCGUAGCUUGACUCCAGCUCUUCUUCUGUUGCUAACUGCAGUCCAGCAUGAAUCGAAUGUGGAUCGUCAACGCAUCCUGAAGUCGGAGGGGAUGAAGGAACAGUUGGGGCAUAUGUCUUCCGAUACUGCCUCUCUCGGAAAUGGAGCCAUAAAUGGAGUUGGUGCUGGGGAUGAUAGCCAUCAUGCUGAAGAGUCAGCUUCGUCCACGGAUGGCCACCAUGCCGAAUUUCUCAUGACCAACAUGGAGCGCAAACAACCCAAUUUUGCUCCGUUAUUGCAAAAACAGCGGGACUAUGCUGGCGAGAGUCCAAACGGCUAUUCAAGUCGCCAAACACCUCAGAGCCAAAAGAGAGAGUCCAAACUGGGCAGAUGGCUGCCAGUGGGCUCGAAGGCUUCCGGGAGGUCAGAGGCGCUGCCCGAAUCCUACGAGGAACUGGUCGUGCCUCGAAAGCAAAAGGCGGAGGGCAUAACCGGAGAAGACGUCAGAAGGAUCAGAGACAUGCUGCGUGAAUCGGUUUGCUUGCAGAUGGAGGUCGACGGUAUGGAGUUUGUGGGCCCCGAGCAAGACGGAGUGCGGAAGGAGAAGGCACAGCGAGCGCGUGAAAUACGAAUGGAAAUGUGCUCCGUCGUCGGCGAGUGGCAAGUUUUACUCAAGGGUCUCGCAAACCAUGAGCUUGAACGGUUGGCCAGCGAUCCUUCUACGCCACCGGAGGCGGUAUAUGUAGCCAUCGGCCAUGUGUUGAAUGAGGAGAUUAAGAGCCCUCUAAUUUCUGGUAUUGGCCUUCACCGAUACCACGUUUGAGGGAAAUCUUGAGACUUUAGCCGUUAUACGGAGGGCUCUUUUAAAAGUCUUAUCUAUAAGAAGUAAAUCCUAAUUAUUAGGUUAGAUAAUAAGUAUACUAAGUACUUUCU